AUGACGAGUCAUCAAGUGAAAAAUCAGGUCAGAGACAGUUUUGAGCAAGGCUUCGACAGCCUGCACAGUGUUGCUGAUGUCGUGACUUUCCCUCUGGCCCCUCUGGACGGUGCCAUCCAUGGCACUUCCCGAGGGGUCCUCAACUGGCUCACAGAUACCCAUCCUGAAGAUAGAUCCAACUCCAAGCAAAAGGGUCUUCCCAACGGUGGCGGCUACGGCGGUGGACAGGGCAGCGGUUACGGCGGCGGAAACGGCAGAAAUGGGGGAGGAUAUCCUCUGGGUAUUAAUCCCAACCGCAAACUUGUCACUGUCAAAGGGAAUCAAAUUAGUGACAACAACGCCGACGCUCAGGCAUUUAACAACUUCGCCAACAAGUAUAACGGGGGCUACAACGGUCAUAACUACCACGACAACGGGCAGGGAUUUAACAACUCCGGCAACCGGAAUAACGGGGGCUACAAUGGUCAGAACCACGACGAUGAUGACGAUGAAGACGACGCUAUUUUCGGAUUUGAGGAUAAUAAAAUCAGUGGGAACAAGGGUAAGGUGAAAGGCUUUAACGACUUUGGUAACCAGUACUUCUGA
Molecule: messenger RNA, 585 nt
Organism: Prunus persica (peach)
Lineage: Eukaryota; Viridiplantae; Streptophyta; Magnoliopsida; Rosales; Rosaceae
Product: putative mediator of RNA polymerase II transcription subunit 26
Exons: 1
Coding region: 1-585 (194 amino acids)
Source: RefSeq, a predicted model, not a curated record